This is a messenger RNA of Armigeres subalbatus, 1031 nucleotides long. It is a transcript of the gene rdhB, whose product is annotated as farnesol dehydrogenase. The coding region runs from base 108 to 854 and encodes 248 amino acids. The transcript is spliced from 4 exons. Gene Ontology annotation, molecular function: oxidoreductase activity. Lineage: Eukaryota; Metazoa; Arthropoda; Insecta; Diptera; Culicidae. The record is from RefSeq and is a predicted model, not a curated record.
AGUCAAUUCGAUCUUCCUGUUCAACACACAAAUCUUUUUAUAUCCACAAAUUAAUCCAACAUUCUGUUCAGUACAGCGUAAGACUCGAAUCGUUCCACAUCGCAAGGAUGGAUAAAUGGAUAGGAAAAGUGGCAUUAGUGACCGGCGCUAGCGCGGGUAUUGGGCAGAACACGGCCCUGGAGCUUGCUAAUGCCGGAAUGCUAGUAGUGGGUAUAGCCAGACGAGUAGAUCUGGUUGAAGCCCUUUGUGCUAAGGUGACCGGUCGCGGAAAGAUUUACGCUCGCAAGUGUGACGUUGCUGAUGAGGAUGAAAUCCUUCAAACUUUUGCCUGGAUCCGGAAAGAGCUGGGUGGUGUCGACGUUCUGAUUUCCAACGCUGGAGUUUUCCGAUGCAAUUUUGUUACACAAAGUGACUCAUCCGAUUUCCGUGAUACUUUUACCAUCAAUGUUGUUGCAACGUGUAUCUGCAUACGGGAAGCCGUGAAAGAUAUGAAAGAACGAGCAAGUCCAGGAUACAUUUUUAUCAUCAAUAGCAUUCUGGGAAAACGUAUACCGGAUGUGUCAGUACCAAUGUUUGGUGCUUACCCAGCGUCAAAAUUCGCUCUAACUGGUUUGGCAGAAGUUGUAAGAAAGGAGCUCAUAUACUUUCAAUUGCCAGUGAGAUUAACCAGUAUCCAUCCUGGAAUGGUACAAACCGACAUGAUCAAAGUAUUCGAUUCAGCACUGGCGCAAAGGCUUCCCAAGCUGCAGGUUGGGGAUAUUACAUCAAACAUCGUUCAUUGCUUGACGUCCCCAUUGGAUGUGCAAAUUGAUGACAUCACCGUGAUGCCGACAAUGGUUUCAAAUCCUGAGUAAAUUUUCCUCCAGCAAUGCUUUAAAGUAAACAGAAAACAUUCGUUAAUUGUAACUAAUAAACAUUAUAUGCACCUACAGACAACAAUUAUCACAUACCGAACAAGCUAUCGCCAAUAAAAAAAAAGUUCUGGCUUGAUUCGAUUAUUUCGUGACCUCAAUAAACAAAAAUAAACGAGA